Penicillium oxalicum is the source of this 2097-nucleotide messenger RNA. RefSeq lists its product as uncharacterized. The transcript has 2 exons. Lineage: Eukaryota; Fungi; Ascomycota; Eurotiomycetes; Eurotiales; Aspergillaceae. The record is from RefSeq and is a predicted model, not a curated record. Bases 1 to 2097 code for a protein of 698 amino acids.
AUGGUCAGAUCCAAGUCCCAUGUAGUGCUCGGAAUGGACACGAUUUCGAUCCCCGUGAUGGCCUAUCCUCAUGCCUCGUCCCCAUCCAAUAGUCCUUGCGAGGAUCUAUAUCACAAUGCUCGACGUCAACAAGGUAACGAGACACCCACGAAGACGGUAGCCCCGCAAUGCGACACCGCACAUCAACGAGGAAGCCAUGAGGAUAUGUUGGAGGCAGAUGUCGCGAUCGCGUUCGAUUUCCGCGUCUCCGCACCACCGGACGAAGUCUUUCCUUCCAAAGCUGGGUUGCAGCAAAGCCCACAAGGCGUCCCACGGAUAGGACUCGCCCUCGGGAGUCCAAGGAUGCUUGACCACCGUGAUGAGCUGCCCCCUCCACAAUUCAAGACCGAAAUCUUCACAAAGCAAGCUGCUUCAUCGUCGCUUCCGCGAAAAUCGAGCAAAUGGAGGAAGAUUGGCGGCCUAUUCAAGGCGAAACAUGCGCUGACGACGUCGAUCCCCGACGCCGGCACAUCCUCAAGGCAGGCCUCCCGCCGGCAACAGAAUCAGCCUGGCUUGUCACAGAUGCCAGGAUCCCAGUUCACCGAUGAGUGGCCCAAUUUUGACAUGAAUUCUCAACUAGGCGGGGCCGUGGGAUCCAAAAACGGUCUUUUGCUGGAGGUGGAUAUCCCCGCCGCGCAGAUGGAACGCUACAGCGUCAUGUUUGGCCAGGUGAUGAAACAGAAUAAUCAGAGGCCCUCACUCUUGACCAGGAGGAGUAAGACUUUGGACAGUCUACGCUUACCAGACAAUGAGGCUUUCUUAAGCACAAACCGACCCCCGGUCCCCCAAAGGAGGGCCACCUCACCAGCACGAAGCAAUUUUACUCUUUUUCCCAGUGCGCAGCCUACCAGGACCAUUCAACGGCCGGGCACACAGAACUUUUCUCGAGGCCCGAGCCCAUUGCCCCGGUCGAGCAUUUUGCCCGUUGAGAGUCCCUCAAGCGUGAAUAAAGGAGCCAUGGGCGAGGCUUCCAAUGCCUUAAACGGCUCCCCAUCUGAUUCUGCCAUUGUUCCGCGUCGAUUUGCCUCGCCGGAUUCUCUGCGACGGUCUUCACUUGAUACGCCUCUACCUACAGUCAAGCCAGAACCACGAGUGGGAUGUUCAUUGCCUGUUUUUCAUCAAGCCCGGGACAAUGUUAACAGCAUUCGAGGUGACAGCACAGACUCUGGGUCGAGAGAUGAGAAGCUUGUGUUUCCAAACGUGCCCUUUACCGAGCUAGAGAGACCGUCAUCCAGUACGAGUAAGGAGAAGCAGCUUGCUAUCCCCAUAGCAAAGUCGAGACGACGAUCAUACAGUUUGGGACCCCCUCGCACAUCAGCAACCGCAUCAAGUGCUACAGCCUUACCUGGAAGUCAAGAUGGACGACAAUUUCAAUCCUCGAAUAUACCAAUCCCCCAAACAUCAACCCCUCCUCAUCAACAACAACGGAAGGCUUCAUUGCAAACUUCUAGAAUGCAGUACGUCCGCUCACCCAAUCCAUCGCCCUCUCUGCAACCGACGACUUCGCACCGGCAACCUCUACCACGGCCCACCGAAUCCUCAACCUCUCUCUUAAACUCUCAACCCAAACCAGCCCGUCCUGAAUUGAGAAUUGCAACCAACCCACGAACCCGGCCUCCACUCCAAAUGAUUGGAGGAAGCUCAUCCACCUCCCUAGGAUCUCGCACUCACUCGGAGACCAACACGAUGCUCUCUCCUUCCGUGGAUCCCCCUCAACGCGCAAAAUCACCGACUACUCGAGCACUCAGUCCUUGGUCCGCAGGCUCCUCGCCAAGUGUGCUAUCACCCCGUAUGCCUUUGGCUACAGACCCUGACGAAAUUGAGGACGAAACUGGGCCCGAAACCAAGGUUCCCGUCAUCGAGGUCUCCAUCGCACGUUCGGUAUCGGUCUCUCGGGCGAAACGUCAGGUUCUGGUCCCGGUUGGUGCGCGCGUGGAGGCGCUUUUACCCAAGGAGCGGGUCAUCGAGCGCGGGCCAAUGAUGCCGCGAAUUAUGGAUACAAGCAUUCGAAGUAAACAUGCAGUAUCGCAGCAUUUGAGGAUCGAAUUGCUCGAAUGA